GCAAGUUGGUCCGACGAGAGUUAGCUUGACAGAACGGCGGAGGUAGAACAGUUUUAGUCCUUUGCUUCAAGGUUUUCUUAUGUGUCUGAGUCCAAUGGUUGCAACGUUUUCACAAAGUUUCGGAUUCCAGCCCACGGAUUUUAAUGGCAACGAAUUCACCAGCCAUAUGCCAGAAGCUCAAAAUCUAGGGUGGUCUCAAUGCUGUAAUGAAGUUAAAAAUUACUGUAUGUUUGUAAACAAUUGGUGCACUCUUUCUGUGUUUUGUUUCGCGAUCGCCGAAAGUGACUAAACGUUUGUAGAUUGUGAGAUUGUCGAGAUAGGAGAACAGCUACGGUGUAUAUGAUAAUGUCGUCUUUAACGGAGGGCGUCAGUGAAAUGAGGUGGUGAGGUUUUAUGCAUGUUCAAUGUUGGAACGAACUCUUGGGUUAUUUUGUAGUGAGUCGACUCGGCUGAUGAGAUGGUUACCAGUCUCUCGAUGAUGCGACCAUGCUUCACUGGAUAUUCUUUUCAAGAUGUAAGCUCGAUACCGGGCCAGGGGCGUGUAAAUCAGCUCGGAGGACUUUUCAUCAAUGGACGACCGCUACCUAAUCACAUAAGACUGAAGAUCGUCGAGAUGGCCGCGGCGGGAAUCAGACCGUGUGUCAUAUCGAGACAACUCAGGGUGUCGCAUGGAUGCGUGUCGAAGAUUCUUAACCGAUAUCAGGAAACCGGAAGUAUCAGGCCGGGUGUCAUUGGGGGGAGCAAACCGCGUGUGGCCACACCAGAAGUAGAGGCAAGGAUUGAAGAAUACAAACGUGACAAUCCAGGUAUGUUCUCAUGGGAGAUCAGAGAUCGGCUGAUCAAAGAAGGCGUUUGUGACCGGACCAGCGCACCGAGUGUGUCCGCAAUUUCUCGGCUGCUCAGAGGUCGCGACUCCGAAGACGACGUCAAAGUUGGUGAUGGAAAAACGAGUUCUGGAUCUGAUUGCGACAGCGAACCAGGAAUUCAGCUGAAAAGAAAACAACGCAGGAGCAGAACGACGUUCACAGCUGCUCAACUUGACGAAUUGGAACGAGCUUUCGAGAGGACUCAGUAUCCUGAUAUAUACACUAGAGAGGAACUCGCUCAGAGAACUAAGCUGUCAGAAGCUCGUAUUCAGGUGUGGUUUAGUAAUCGAAGAGCGAGAAUGAGAAAACAGUAUUCUUCAACGAGUUCCGGUGGAUACGUUCCGUAUUCGACUACUCCGUUUCUUCCACCUCAUCCAAACGCGACACAUUCGCAUCCUCAUGCUCAACCUUUGCCAAAUGCAGCUUUUCCUUCCAGUCAAGUACCAGAACUAUAUUCUCAUCAUUCAUCACUCUCUCAUCAAUUGGCAGCAGAUACAGCACGAUUACCCGUAUCCGUUGGCUCGACUCCGACUUACACUUUCCCAACAUCGGUGACCUAUACCAACUCGUUAUUGCCUCCAACUUCAUCCACAACAACUCACAUGACUCACCAAGGAGCUUCUACGUCGUCUAGCUAUCAGCCAGCAAGCAGUCAUCAACUGCCGCCAACUCCCAAUUCUCUUGUCACUAUGAUGGGUUCGAAUUCAGGUAAUUCGACUACAGCUCCUGAUCAAUUGACACCGCCCGAGCUUCCGCUUGGUUCGGUUUCGUCCGCUCAGCAGCAACAGCCGCAACAACCGCAACAGCAACAUCAACAGCAAACGCAACAGCAAACUAGUCAAGGAACCUCGCCGUCGUCGUGGAACCUUGCAAUUACCGCUAGCAGCAGAGUUGAUCUUCCAAGUCCACCGACAAGUCUGCAAACUCAUGCUUACGGUGCUCAUCCUCAUCAGGCCUUCCCCAGUCAUUAUGCUGCGCAGAGUUUUCAGCAACCUCCAAGACCUGCGGCGCAAACUUUCUGGACGCAACAUCACUUUUGAAAAUAAUCUCGAGUGUAGAUUACACAACUGUGAAUUUACAAACAAGAAAUCGAAACCAUUAUAAUAAAACGAAUUCAUAGAAUCUAAACUUAUCAUAAUGCUGUUAAGAGAUGAUGUUGUUUAUAUUAGCAGAAAUCUUUGAAUAAACACAGUUGAUGACUAAUACUUACAGAAUUAAUAAUUACUGAUUAUAGAUAGAAUCUCUAAUGUAUUAUUAAGUGUACAAAUUAGUUUUUGCAAUGGUUUGGUAGCUUUAUUGUUUGUUUAAGCUAUCAUGCUUUUACAGAAACGAAAGUGAUAAACUGCCCAAUAAAAAUGUCGCAAAAUAAUCAACACAACACAAUAGCAAUUACUUUAGUAAUUGAGUUUAGUAAUUACUUUAGUAAUUGAAUUUGUUUUUGAUUCGAACAUUAAUUAAACUAAACCUAAUAGAAUAUAUUAGACAGAUAGGUAAUUAAAAUAGAAAUUUAUAGUUUAUAGAUACGAUAGAUCGUGUGAUGUUAGACUGCCUCGAUAUAAAUCCACGUAUCUGAGAAUUCGUCAUGUGCGUGCGCUAGGGGCGACUGAAUAAUGGGAAAAGGUCCACGAUCUUAUAUCAUUG
This is a messenger RNA of Pseudomyrmex gracilis, 2507 nucleotides long. RefSeq names its product protein gooseberry-like. The record is from RefSeq and is a predicted model, not a curated record. Lineage: Eukaryota; Metazoa; Arthropoda; Insecta; Hymenoptera; Formicidae. Gene Ontology annotation, molecular function: RNA polymerase II cis-regulatory region sequence-specific DNA binding; DNA-binding transcription factor activity, RNA polymerase II-specific. The transcript is spliced from 5 exons. Bases 458 to 1906 code for a protein of 482 amino acids. Gene Ontology annotation, biological process: regulation of transcription by RNA polymerase II; anatomical structure development.